AGAGCCCUUGUCCUUGAAGGGGAUUGAGCGAGCCGAGGGGAGGGGUAGGCGGUGCUCGGGUUUCCAAUCACAAUGGAGAAACCUAAGAGGCCGCGGAGGUGGUGGGGCUCCGCCCCCUCCUCCCUCCUUGCGGAUCCGGCGCCGGAGGAGACGCAGGCUGCUGACAUUGUCUUCUCCGCACCACUGUUUCUGGGGUCUUCAGAGCCUUCUCUCUCCCGUGCAAAAUGGCAACUCUUAAGGAAAAACUCAUUGCACCAGUUGCAGAAGAAGAGGCAGCAGUCCCAAACAAUAAGAUCACUGUAGUGGGUGUCGGACAAGUUGGGAUGGCGUGUGCUAUCAGCAUUCUGGGAAAGUCUCUGGCUGAUGAGCUUGCUCUUGUGGAUGUUUUGGAAGAUAAACUUAAAGGAGAAAUGAUGGAUCUGCAGCAUGGGAGCUUAUUUCUUCAGACGCCCAAAAUUGUGGCAGAUAAAGAUUAUUCCGUGACCGCCAAUUCUAAGAUUGUAGUGGUAACUGCAGGAGUCCGUCAGCAAGAGGGGGAGAGUCGUCUCAAUCUGGUGCAGAGAAAUGUUAAUGUCUUCAAAUUCAUUAUUCCUCAGAUCGUCAAGUACAGUCCUGAUUGCAUCAUAAUUGUGGUUUCCAACCCAGUGGACAUUCUUACAUAUGUUACCUGGAAACUAAGUGGAUUACCCAAACACCGUGUGAUUGGAAGUGGAUGUAAUCUGGAUUCUGCGAGAUUUCGCUACCUUAUGGCUGAAAAACUUGGCAUUCAUCCCAGCAGCUGUCAUGGAUGGAUUUUGGGGGAACAUGGCGACUCAAGUGGGGCUGUGUGGAGUGGUGUGAAUGUGGCAGGUGUUUCUCUUCAGGAAUUGAAUCCAGAAAUGGGAACUGACAAUGAUAGUGAAAAUUGGAAGGAAGUGCAUAAGAUGGUGGUUGAAAGGAGUUUGAUCUACAAGUGGAGAAAAAGAACCUUAAAAAAGUUGAAAAGUGCCUAUGAAGUCAUCAAGCUAAAAGGAUAUACCAACUGGGCUAUUGGAUUAAGUGUGGCUGAUCUUAUUGAAUCCAUGUUGAAAAAUCUAUCCAGGAUUCAUCCCGUGUCAACAAUGGUAAAGGGGAUGUAUGGCAUCGAGAAUGAAGUCUUCCUGAGCCUUCCGUGUAUCCUCAAUGCCCGGGGAUUAACCAGCGUUAUCAACCAGAAGCUCAAGGAUGAUGAGGUUGCUCAGCUCAAGAAAAGUGCAGAUACCCUGUGGGACAUCCAGAAGGACCUAAAAGACCUGUGACUGCUGAGCCCUAGGCUGUAGAAGUUUAAAAACUACAAUGUGAUUAACUCUGAGCCUUUAGUUUUCAUCCAUGUACAUGAAUCUUAGUUUGCUCUGACCUUUAAUAUGUGAAUUUGAGCUCAUAGAAUCAAAGCCUAUGUUUGGUUUAAUGCUUGCAAUGAGUUCUAGAACAAAUAAAAUUAACUAUUGCAGUGUGCUUCUA
Messenger RNA from Callithrix jacchus (white-tufted-ear marmoset), 1479 nucleotides. It is a transcript of the gene LDHB, whose product is annotated as lactate dehydrogenase B. Gene Ontology annotation, biological process: lactate metabolic process; pyruvate metabolic process. Gene Ontology annotation, cellular component: cytoplasm. Lineage: Eukaryota; Metazoa; Chordata; Mammalia; Primates; Cebidae. The record is from RefSeq and is a predicted model, not a curated record. Gene Ontology annotation, molecular function: L-lactate dehydrogenase (NAD+) activity.